Molecule: messenger RNA, 2399 nt
Organism: Microcebus murinus (gray mouse lemur)
Lineage: Eukaryota; Metazoa; Chordata; Mammalia; Primates; Cheirogaleidae
Gene: ABITRAM
Product: actin binding transcription modulator
Biological process (GO): dendrite morphogenesis; regulation of filopodium assembly; regulation of actin filament polymerization
Cellular component (GO): dendrite; nucleus; filopodium tip
Molecular function (GO): actin filament binding; actin monomer binding
Source: RefSeq, a predicted model, not a curated record
CCGCGCGCCGGAAAAACACCCCCAGCCACGGCCUGCCGGGAGGAAACGCUCUGGUCCGGGAGGGCGGGGGUGGCGGCGCCGGAGGUAGCCAUGGCUACCGAGCCCGAAGCCGCGGAGCCGGUGGUGCCGUCGCUCGUGGAUCGUUACUUCACUCGCUGGUACAAAGCGGAUGUCAAAGGAAAACCCUGUGAGGACCACUGUAUACUACAGCACUCCAACCGAAUAUGUGUCAUCACAUUGGCAGGAUCUCAUCCAGUUCUUCAAAGUGGAAAAACAAUUAAAAGCAUUUCCUAUCAGAUCAGUACCAACUGUAGCAGACUUCAGAACAAGGUCUCUGGGAAAUUUAAGCGGGGGGCACAGUUUCUAACAGAACUUGCACCUCUCUGUAAGAUUUACUGCUCAGAUGGAGAAGAAUAUACCAUAUCUAGUUGUGUUAGAGGACGGCUGAUGGAAGUGAAUGAGAACAUUCUCCACAAGCCAUCUAUUCUUCAAGAAAAGCCAUCCACUGAAGGCUACAUUGCAGUUGUGUUACCCAAAUUUGAAGAAAGUAAAAGCAUAACAGAAGGGUUACUGACACAAAAACAGUACGAAGAAAUCGUAGUGAAAUGUAUUAAUGCCACUACAGCUACAUCAUGAGGAUUGAGAUGGAGUAAAAAGCAAAGCGGGAUUCUUAUCCUUACCUGGCCCAAACCAUCAGUGCACUAAAUGAGAAGUCCCAGUGUAUAUAGAGCAUACUUCACACCCAGCUACCCACAGGGGAGGCCUAAUCCUUCACUUAACCUGGUUUUCCCUCUUUGUCUUGCUUACUGAGCCUUGAUUCUCAUUUGUCUUCAGCCUCUCAGAUCUACCCUGUCCAUGUACAUACUCUGUGCUUUUCUUGCUUCUAACAACUGCCAAGCAUGGGAUGUUUUUCUGAUCAAAUGCAAACAAAGCUCUUUGAGGAAAAUUUAGGAAAUACAGAAAGGUUUCAAGUAGCCAAGUAAAAGUAAUUGAUCCAUCAUCUUAUGACGUGGAAGUAAAUACAGUUGACCCUUGAGCAACAGGGGUUUGAACUAAAUGGGUCCACCUAUAUGGGGAUUUUUUUUAAUCCAAUGCAGAUUAAAAAUAUAUAGUAUUCAUAGGAUGUGAAACCUACAUAAAGAACAGGCCAACUUUUCCUAUGCUCAGAUUCCACAGGGCUGACUACAGGACUUGAAUAAGCAUUGAUAUGGGUAUACACAGAAGGCCCUGGAACUGAUUUAUCCCGUGUAUGACUAUACUACAUUUUCAUAUACUUUUGUUUGUUGUGAUAUGGUAAUUGUUUUGCCUCAAUUUUUAUCAGUUGAAAGUUGAAAAAAACCUAACUGGCCUUUCUUUCCCAAUCUCUGUCAGUGUGACACUACCAAAAAGUCUAGUUCUGCCCCUUCUACCUUAACUUCUCUCCAUUUAGGUUGUAGGGAAGAGGCAAGAAUGUAAAGUGUACCCUCCCUCUUCAUGCCUAUGGAAUGGCCUUCCUAUCUGAAACAAAGUGGAACUGUAACACUUCACUUACUUCUUAAAUGAGGGACACAUGAAAAGGCUUUGAAAAAUACAAAGGCUUUCCUAGCAAAUGAAAGUAUUAUAAAUGCAAUGGUAAGCUGAUUGUUGCAGUACAUACAUUGUAGUCACUCAGUUUCAUACACUCUAGUUACAAGGUAACCAGCAAAGAAGUUGCUAAGAAUAUGUCAUUCAAAGGCACAGAUGCCUUUGAACAGAACAAAUGCUUUCACAUUUAAACUAAAAAAAAAAAAAAAAAAAAGCAACAACUAUGAAUCUAUGGUUUAAGAUUGCAUACCUAUUUACACUGAAUUUUAAAUAAAAGGAUUGUAAAACUUGUUUUUCAUUAAGGGCUAUAACACAUAAUACAUUUAAAUAUCCCUGUUUUUAAACAGAACACAUUUUUAUACAGAAGAAAUCAUUUGAUGUAUAAAUCCCUUUGGUUCUCUAGUCUGUGCUGUUAAAGUCAUAAGUUUGCACUUUCAUAAAAGAAUAUUCUCUUUUCAGGUAUAUAAGAGGGAGUUUAGUAAAUAAAAAUCAUUUUUGGUUCACAAGAAAAACACCUUGUAACCUGAGUGCCAACAUAACUAUCCUCUAAAUAGACCCACCAAACGGGACACAGGUAGUAAGUCUAUAAACACCUCCAGUGAUGGUGCUAUGAGCUGAAAAUAUUAAGCACAAACCCCUAGCCCCACUUCAAGUAGGAUAAUGAUUCUUGAAGACUUUAUAAAGAUAUGGAUAUUUUACAUAUAUUACCUCACACAUCAUUCUCCCAUCUCUAUUGUAAUUUUUUUUUUAAUAAUUCAUACCAUGCAGGGAUUGCCAUUUCUAUUGUAAUUUAAAAGAGUAUUUUGGUUUCAGAGAAUAAAAACCAUGCUUCAUCA